CACGUCACUUCCGUGAUGCCAAACAAUCGUUCCGUAGGUAUUUGAGUCCCUGAGAUCAAACCGGAUUUGUCAACAGAUUUAGGAGGCUCAGUGAGACCGGGUCCCGGUGUUCCCCUUCAUCACAGACCGUUAUUUCUCUCCGCCGGUACCGGAGGUCCCCGUUAACGUUAAAAUGAAGAAGAGGAGCUCGGAGAAGCAGCGCCAUGUGGUGGCCUGGAUCAACAAGGCUGAGUGGGACCAGGUCUUAGAGUACCUGUACUCCAAAGAACCGGGUCUACAGAGAAACGCCCUGCACCGGAUCUCUGCCUGGAAGGCCCGCUACGUCAACAGCACACCUGUGGCCGUGGACUGUACCGCAGACCUGGUCCGGUGUCAGGUGUUGGACCGGUCCGGACAGGUGAGCGGGGACGACCUGGUGCUGCUGUACGGAGCGGCUCUGGUCCGGUUUGUGAACCAGAUCACAGAGAGGCAGCAGGGGCGGAGCGCCCGGCCCCUGAGACGGCUGGCCGGGAACCUGAACAUCCCCGGGUGGGUGGUCGACCUUCGUCACGACGUCACUCACAGGAAGCUGCCGUCUCUGAAGUGGUGCCGGAAGGGCUGUAAGGUGGUCCUGGACUGGCUCCAACAGGAGUACUGGUCCAGGCAGCUGGGGGGCGGGGCUAACGAGGGCUGGGACUGUCAGUCAGACGGGGAGGAUGAAGAGAUGGACCUAAAGCGACAGGAGGACGAGCUGCUGGCCAAGCAGAAGGAGAUGGAGGCGUACAAGGCGGCGCGGGAGCUCCUGAUCUCCUUUGAGCGGGAACAGUUUGAGGCCUGUGGCGGUCUGCAGGAGGAGCAGAGGGGGACCGCGUGGCCCGCGCCUCUGGCUGACAUGAGCUGGAUCCUGGGUGAGAUCAAACAGUUUGCUCUGGAGUCCAGCGAGCUGCUGGUGGACGUGCUGUUGGAGGACGGGUUCAUGGUUCCUACGGUGGAGCAGCUGCAGACGUUAGGCUGUGAGUCUGCUGACGAUGACGGCCUCUCUGAACCCAGACUCCCUCUGGCCUUCCUGCGCUUCUGGCUGCCCCUCCUGAAGAUGCUGAACUCCCCGUCGUUCAUCCACCUGCUGCUGGAGAAGCUGUUUGUGGAGCUGAAGCUGCUGAGCGCCGAGCGGAACAAUCACCGAGCGUUCUACAUCUCAGCAUGGAUCUCCGAAGUCUUCGUCUGCAACACCAACAAGUUCGAGUUCCACUUUGAGACGAAAACGCAGAAGAAGAACCGGAUGAAGGACAGGAUCUUUGUGAACCGCAUCCAGCUGAGGUGGCAGCAGCUGCUCUCCGCCUGCCUGGAGGCUCCCUGCAGCAGCACGCCUCACCUGCUGCAGCUGAUCCUGGACGACAUGGAGCACCCCCUCCCCCUGGAGACCCGGCAGAGGCUGCUGCAGCUCUGCUCCAUCUACACCCAGUCUGCUCCCCCCGACUCUACCCGUCCUCCGCAGCAGAAACAGCCCAUCUACACUCUGGAGAGUCUGCACGAGAAGCUCUCGCGGCGUCACGGUCACGCCCGGCGCUCCAGGGCAGACUCCGAGUCCUCCCAGGAUCUCCGGUCUUCAGACGCUCAGGCUGAAAAGGCAGAGCUGCUGCGAGGCUCCCCCUGGCAGGUGUGUUCUGAUAAGGUUCUGUGGAAGAACUUUCCUCUGGGGAAAGUCCCGGGACAGUCAGAUGACCCCUCCUGUCUGAUGGUGGAGAACUACUCCACUAUGACUGUGUUUGACCAGCCGGUGGAGCUAGAGAGCAGCACGGCACACGGCGUGGCGGGGGCGUCUGCUCCGGUGAGGAUGUCUGAGGGUCUUCUGUGGAGCCACAGCGACGUGAACAAGCUGAAGUCUGGACUCAAACUGUUCUGAGUCGAGUCGUAAGACUGUGAAAUAAAAACAUUUAUCUGCCGGGAAGCUGAACCGGUUUGUCUUUAUGACGUUACUCUCUGAUCUGAUUGACUGAGACACAGCAGCAACCUGAUUGGGAUGUCCAAGUCUGAGACUUCACUGUGCCAAGUUUUUUAGACACACAUGGUUGUGGUUAUAAUUAGUGGUUUCAAAAGUACCAAACUAAAAGCCUCCACUUCAUAAGGCGAGUCAUAGGAGAAGAACAGGUCCAUGAAGAAAGGCCGUCCUGUGAUGAAGGUCAAACAACCCGGUGGUCUAGCUAUCACCAAAAUCUCCUGAACACCGUUCAACAUUGAGCAGAAACAUCUCCAACGUAUUUGUGCAGUUCAGCUGACCUGCAGAAGUUCUUUCCUCUCCUUGGUGCCGGCCUUGUGGAAAAAAAACAUCAGAUUGUUUCAAACUGAUCAUAAAGGAUGAAGAAGCAUCAGAGAUUCUGAUGACCUUCACUGAAUUUUGGUCUCAUCCUCGUUUCAUGGUCACUGUUUUUGGAUUCAGAUGUUAGAAAGGUCAUGAACGUUACUCACAGGUCCAGAGUUCAGCUUCAAUGUUCUUUUAAGGCUGGGCGCUAAAACAUUCAUACUGUAUCGCAGUUUAUCUAGAAAUAGCUGUGGUGUUCCUCUCAUUCCAGUCAUGUUAACAUCUGCUGUGUUUGUAUUAAAUGCCUUUAAUUCUA
Cheilinus undulatus (humphead wrasse) is the source of this 2594-nucleotide messenger RNA. RefSeq names its product LAS1 like ribosome biogenesis factor (gene las1l). The record is from RefSeq and is a predicted model, not a curated record. Gene Ontology annotation, biological process: maturation of LSU-rRNA; maturation of 5.8S rRNA. Gene Ontology annotation, cellular component: Las1 complex; preribosome, large subunit precursor. Bases 173 to 1882 code for a protein of 569 amino acids. The transcript is spliced from 2 exons. Lineage: Eukaryota; Metazoa; Chordata; Actinopteri; Labriformes; Labridae. Gene Ontology annotation, molecular function: endonuclease activity.